AUGGCGCCAGCUGGUCCCAGCUCCUGGAUUCUCUUCCACUGCCCAAUGUUAAAUGGAUUUGCCCUACUGCACCAACACGGCCUGUCGCGGCUUUCGGUGGAUUCCCUUGCACUGCAUGUGGGUUUCUCAACUCUAUAUCCGACUUAUCGACUUGGCUCAAAAGCCUGCAACUUUGCUUUCCUGAUAGAGCUGCUAGGGUAUUUUUUAUGGUUUGAUGUGGACGAAACUUCAUUGGAUGGCCAUGCUGAUAUCGAAGGGCUGGAUGCUUCAGCCGCACAUGUGGCAAACCUACUGUCGUCCGAGCCAUCUGAUGUGAGCCUUGGGAUAGGAGGAUUCAGCAUGGGUGCUGCCGCUGCCCUCCACUCUGCUGCAUGCUAUGCUCAUGGGAGAUUCACAAACGGCAUUGCCUAUCCGAUCAACCUCAGGGUCGUCGUUGGUUUAAGUGGCUGGCUUCCUUGCUCAAGGACCCUAAGGAGCAAGAUUGAGAGCUCGCAGCUUGCUCUUAGAAAAGCUUCUAGCUUGCCAAUCCUGCUCAACCAUGGAAUAGCCGAUGAGGUUGUCAUCUACAGGAACGGUGAGAGGUCGGCUGAGAUUCUACGGAACUCGGGAUUCCAGUAUACCUAUUUCAAACCCUACAAUGGACUUGGUCACUAUACUAUCCCUGAAGAGAUGGACGACGUCAGCAAGUGGCUCAGGUCAACGUUGGGACUUUGA
Molecule: messenger RNA, 714 nt
Organism: Miscanthus lutarioriparius
Lineage: Eukaryota; Viridiplantae; Streptophyta; Magnoliopsida; Poales; Poaceae
Source: the annotation of a GenBank genome assembly